AUGUUUACUAAAUUCCUCAUCUUCUUUCUCCUUUGCAAUCCCUUUGUUUCUUUGAUCACAGCACAUGAAUACCCUGAUGAUGAUUUCGUGCGUCCAUUGGACAGAAAACUGUUGGGUUUGGAUCAAAAGCAAGAAAAGCUGAGCCAUUUCAAGUUCUAUUGGCAUGACAUAGUGAGUGGACGCAACCCUUCUUCAGUUGAAGUUGUUCCUCCACCCUUGAAGAACUCAACCACAGCUUUUGGUUUGGUGAACAUGAUUGAGAACCCUUUGACUUUGGGACCCCAAUUGAGUUCCAAAUUGGUGGGAAAAGCACAAGGGUUCUAUGCUUCCACAUCGCAGAGUGAAGUGGACUUGAUCAUGGCUAUGAAUUUUGCAAUAACUGAAGGGAAGUACAAUGGUAGCACCAUCACAAUUUUGGGGAGGAACCCUGUUUUCAACAAGGUGAGGGAGAUGCCUGUGAUUGGUGGUAGUGGACUUUUUCGAUUUGCUAGGGGAUAUGCUCAACUUAGAACUCACUGGUUCUCACCUAAGACUAAAGAUGCUAUUGUUGAGUACAAUAUUUAUGUUUUUCAUUAUUGAUAUAUGUAUGAGAUUUUCAUUUUGCUUAAUUUUAUU
This is a messenger RNA of Abrus precatorius (Indian licorice), 615 nucleotides long. Its product is annotated as dirigent protein 22-like. The transcript has a single exon. The coding region runs from base 1 to 579 and encodes 192 amino acids. The record is from RefSeq and is a predicted model, not a curated record. NCBI's taxonomy places the organism in Eukaryota, Viridiplantae, Streptophyta, Magnoliopsida, Fabales, Fabaceae.